This is a messenger RNA of Linum tenue, 5179 nucleotides long. The record is from the annotation of a GenBank genome assembly. Lineage: Eukaryota; Viridiplantae; Streptophyta; Magnoliopsida; Malpighiales; Linaceae.
CAGAAAGAAAGAAAAGGAGCGGCAGCCUAAAAUCCUUUCCUCUUGCGUUCGUUCCUUCUCCACGUCUUCGGAUAAAAGUCACCCCUUCCCGCCACCUCAUCAUUUUCUUUUCCCCUUUUUUCAAUUUUUCCUUUUUUCUUACAUCCAAACAAAUCCGAAGGAAAAAUAGUAGCACGCCACACACAACACUGUCAUCUUUCUAUCUGCACAUUUUUUCUUUCCUCCGCCUUCCGAAGCUCUCACCUCAAUUUCUAGUUCCCCUCCGCAGCCCAAUCGCUGAAUUUUCCCGCUGAUUCUCUCGCUUCCAUGUACAUGGAAGUGCGUUUUCAUCGCCAUGCCUUCGUAUCUUCAAGCUGUUCAAGUCCUUGUUUUUCUCAAAACUCAAUUCAAGCAGAAGCUUUUGUCAAAGGAGUGGUUCAGUUUGGUUACCUAAUGCAUUGCAGUAGAGCAAGGAGAAGGAGCCUGAAGCAACUUGCUUUUCUGGGGAAUGGUAGUUGUAGUUCUAAUUACCAAUUGGCAGGGUCUAGAAAACAGAAUUUGGACUUCCAUCGAAAGAGAAGGUUGGGCCGGUUAUUGCCAUGUGGAUCUGCUGACGACACUGUAACUGUUAAUGGGAGCCCCACACCAAGCACCAGUGGUGAUGUGAAGGAAAUGAGAAUGAAACUCAAUCAGUCACUACAAGGGGAAGAUCAAGGUGAUAGACUGGUUCAGUCUUUGCAUGAUGCAGCCAGGGUUUUUGAGUUGGCAAUUAAAGAGCGAGGCAUCGUGUCAAAUUCCUGGUUCUCAACAGCCUGGCUUGGUGGAGAUGGUAAUGCGUGGCUGAAAACGUUGACUUAUCAGGCUUCUGUAUAUUCCUUAUUGCAAGCAGCUUGUGAGAUAUCAUCUCGAUGCAGUGGUGGAGACAAGGAUGUAAACAUGUUUGUUCAGAGAAGCUUAUUAAGGGUAUCUGCUUCCUUGGAGAGCCUAAUCAGGGGAAAACUAUCUGCAAAGCAACUUAAAGCUAGCGAAUGGUUUUGGGCUGAACAAAUUCCAUUGGCUGUGACAUCCUUUGUUAAUUACUUUGAUGGAGCCCCACGUCUUACAGUUGCCACUUCUGUGUCUGGGAAAGGCAUGUACUUGGGCUCGGACAAUGGAGCUGAUACUUCACUCCUUUUACUUGCAUUGACUUGUAUUGCUGCUAUCACAAAACUUGGCCCCACUAAAGUUGCUUGCUCCGAAUUAGUUCCAGUAGACAUUACUGGCAAAUUGAUGGACAUGCUGGUUGAUUUGAUUCCUAUACAUCAGGCUUAUCGGUCAAUCAAGGAUAUAGGUUUACGCAGAGAGUUUCUUGUCCAUUUUGGACCUCGGGCAGCAGCAUGCAGAGUGCAGGAUGAUCUUGGUUCGGAAGAAGUUGCUUUCUGGGUUAAUCUUGUGCAGAAGCAGCUCCAACGAGCUAUAGAUAGAGAGAAAAUAUGGUCAAGACUGACAACAUCUGAAAGUAUUGAGGUGCUGGACAAGGAUUUGGCUAUAUUUGGAUUUUUUGUUGCCUUGGGAAGAAGCACCCAGUCCUUCUUAUCUGCAAAUGGAUUUGACGUAGUUAAUGAGCCUAUUGAUGGUUUCAUGAGGUUUCUAAUCAGUGGCAGCGUAUUAUAUUAUCCUCAACUUUCAUCAAUAAGCUCUUAUCAGUUAUAUGUAGAGGUUGUUUGUGAGGAGUUGGACUGGCUUCAAUUUUAUCCAGGGCACGACAACACCUUAAAACAGUCGCAUGGUCACGAAAAUAAAGAUAAUCCUCCAAAUGCUGAAGCCAUUCCUCAAGUACUUGAUGUCUGCUCUCAUUGGAUGCAAAGCUUUAUUAAAUAUAGUAAAUGGCUGAAGAACCCUUCUAAUGUUAAGGCGGCGAGGUUCCUGUCUAAGGGACACAAGAAACUAAUGGAAUGUGUGGAUGAACUGGGCAUAUCAAGGAAUGUUGCAGAGAACGCUAGCAACCUUUCUAUUGAGAGAGUUGGGUCUAGUAUAUAUUUACCAACUAAGCAGGAUACAGAUUCUUUUGAAAAGGUUUGUCCUCUGUGCUACCUACCCAUUCCAUGGAACUGUCUCUCACUUUGUUCUCAUGUUCUGGGAAUCUUAUUAUUAUUAUUAUUAUACUAUUAUUGGUAUUGUUAUUAUUAUUAUCAUCAUCUCUCCCCUCCCUUAUUUCUUUUGCGUCACUUUUAGCUGUAUUUCCAUGCAGGUGCUAUAUUAAGUUGAGUGACAUCACAGUAUAGAUUUAAACUCAAGAUGUUAUUUUGGGAUAUGCCCUGCAGGCACUAACCUUGAAGCAUCCUGGUUAAACUGCAUUGGAAGGAGUCGAAGAAGCUCUCAUAAAAUUGGAAAAUCUGCUUCAAGAGUUCCAUGUUUCAAGUUCUAGUCGUGGAAAAGAGCAGUUAAAAGCUGCUUGUUCUGAUCUUGAAAAGAUAAGGAAACUCAAGAAAGAGGCUGAAUUUCUGGAGGUAUCAUUCAGAGCAAAAGCAGAAUCCUUAGAUCAGGGAGAUGAGGAUAACGAUCUCCAGUCUUCUUGUCGUGAGCAGCAACAGUACUUGGAAGGGAGGCUAGAGCCCAGUGACAGUGAACUUCGUGGACUGCAAAGCUUCAUAGGUUUUCCGACCAAGAAGCCUUGCUCUGACUUAUCAAGCCUGGGGGUUGCAAAGUCAGAGUCAAUCAAAAUUCAACGUUUUGAACUGAUAAGGAAUGAGCUGGUGGAAUUAGAAAAGCGGGUGAAAGGAAGUACAGAUCAGUAUGAAAAUGAAGAGGAAGUUAAAAGCACAGGUGAUGGUACUCCAGAUUCUGUGUUCUUCCCAGCCAAGAAGAAGGGCGAUAUUAUUGCAAGCUCGGUCGAAAAACUGAAAGAAACUAGCAUGGAUGUCUUGCAAGGAACACAGCUCCUAGCUAUUGAUGUUGGCGCGGCAAUGGGACUGCUUAGAAGGUCCUUGAUUGGAGAUGAGCUGACAGAGAAAGAGAAACGUGCUCUUCAAAGAACUGUCACAGACUUGGCAUCCGUUGUCCCCAUUGGUGUUCUCAUGCUUCUUCCUGUUACUGCAGUUGGCCACGCAGCAAUUCUAGCUGCUAUUCAGCGAUAUGCACCCGGAUUGAUACCUUCUACAUAUGGACCAGAAAGGCUCUACCUCUUGAGGCAGCUCGAGAAAGUGAAGCAAACAGAAGCCAUUGAAGUCGACCCCCAAGAAAGCGACGAGUCCCCAUCCUGAUCCUUACAACCACACAGGCCCCUCGUCUUAUGUACAUCCAUUCUGGGGGCAAAAAAGAAGUUUGGCUUCGUCGUCAUCUGUUGGUUCUGAAUCCCAUCGACAGCAAAUGAGCAUACAUAAUUUCAUUCCACACAUCUGGGAUUCCUGGUAGGCACCAGUGACUGCAAUCCUGUGGAGCGUCCGGUGGGGUCCCCGGCUCACGGUAGCGCGAUGGGUGGCCGUCGCUCCUGUACUCUGUCAGAUGUGUAAUGUUCAAGUACUCAACUCUCUUGUAGUUUCCCCAUCUCAUCUCUGUAAUCACUUGAGAAAUCGGUCGGUUAUUCGUCGGCUCAGGGGCAAGAAGCUUCGGGUUCGUCUCUGGUUGCAGGUCCAGAUCACAGUGCCCUCCAUCGGCCCACGUCCCAUUCCUACAACACCGCCUGCGUUUUGUCAUCCAUAGUAUAGCAAUGAAAGAAAAAAGGUUGUUAGGUAUACUCUGUACUGAGAGAAGGAACAUGCCUGUAAUGAGCAGGGGAAUAGCUGCGAAAGAAGACAUGACUCUUCUGAGGAUCCAGAUUCUCAGUCACCCAAUUCCUCCAUGUCUGUAGCGAUUUUUCAAACGCUUCCAUAACCCCCAUAGACCUGUUUAUUACUCCAUUUUCUUCGAAAUAGUGACCCCUGGACUUGGAGAGAAAAAGAGAGCAAACAGUGAUGUCAUUUCCAUGGAGUGCUGGGUGGUAUGUAAUUGUAAUGUAAAGGAGGGCAGGGCACUGCGUACGUUACGUACAUGUAGAUGGUUUUGUACUGGUUCCACCAGUGUCCAGCAUUGAACACCAGAACGUCUGCACCGACCCAUCUGUUGGAGAACCAGUGGAGCUGGUCGACCUUGAUCGCCGCCUUGACCUCUGGCGGGGAACCGCGAGGCGGGCGGCCGAUGAUCACCAGAAAGGGCAGUCUGUAGUACUCGACGGUGAGGUUGUAUUCGCUGAAUCGCAUGACGAGGAAGCCUCUGUGCUUGGAGAUGGGCUUCCCGUUGACUUCGUAGAUGGUGGAGACAUUGGAGACUCCCUGCGCCAGCAUGCAGAGGAACGACUCCCACUGGUUCCUGCCGAUGGAGUCCCCGGCGAACACUAUCCUCCCGUUCCUCGCCCUUUCCAGAAAGUCCGUCGCGUUGAAUCUGGGGAGGUUACAGCGGCGUGGCUGCCAGCGCCAGUUGAGAUAAUCCACGUCAUCCCUGCCGUUCCAGCGACAGCGGAAGCCAGGAUCAAGAAACGGGCAGUUCUCCCCGUACGAUCCGACGUCGUCCUGGUUCUUCCUCACAUCCCGGACCCACUCCCCGUCGCCGUAGUCACCGCAGGCUGUCAAGGUUCGGGCCAAGAAGCCGACCCGAAAGUAGGAGACCGGAUCGAGCGGGGCGAGGAGAUCCAAGGCGUAGAGAGAAGAUCCGAUUAAGAGAAACAAGGAAAGAAAAGCGUAGACGAGCUCUCUCCGAAUUACAACCGCUGCUGCUGCUUUUUGGGAUCGGCGGCAGGGUGAAUGCUGUGGUGGUUAUGACGACGAUGGUUAUUAUCGUCGUCCAUUAGAAUCGACGAAGUGUAUGGCUGAUCUGAUAACGAGAGAAAAGGGUAAAAAAUUAUGGAAAAGGAAAGGGCCGGGGAUUUUGGGAGAGAGGACGACGAGAUAUAUCAUAUGAUAAGGUUCAGCUUGCAUGGAAGGAAUUAGAGAGACAGCCGGAACUUCCUCCCUUUUUCCUUUCUUUCUGUUUGUUUAUUGAUUUUACUUAGUUUACUGAGACGUAUUUUUUUCUAGUUAUUUAGAGGUUCUGGGUUCUUUUCACAAACAUUGCAGGGUUUUUGGGUCGGGGGUGGAGGAGAGAACAAAGAUUUCGGGUCCGACGGAUCAAUGAAAUUAAGACACCGAAGAAAGCGAGGGCAAACUGCCAUAUUUAUCUCUUCUUUUUAUCUCUUACCUGUUUAUUA